AUGACAAGUACAACAUCAUCAUCAACGACAUCUGAAAAGAGAAGAAAUAGAAUUGGUACAAAGAAUGGUGACUUGUAUCAAUGGACACAUAUACCCUACGACCAAAUCAAUAGCAACUAUGCAACCCAAGAAUACAUACAAGAUAAAAUUAGAGAGAAUGAAUCAGUUGAAGAUAUCAUUGAACCACCUGAAUCACAUGAUUUACAUGUAUGGCAAUACGAACAAAUAAGACAGUUUACAUUAGAGUUGAAUCACUUUGCCGUACAUUUUAGUGAUGUGUGUACGGCCAAGACAUGUCCCAAGAUGAAGGCGACAGAGGACUGGUUGUUCCUCUGCGCAUCACACAAGGCAACACAAGAGUGUUCGGCCAUCGACUACUUCUUUCAUACACUAGACAACACAUCGGCACUACUCAACAGUGAGAAACUAUUCCCAAAGAGAAUAGAAAUCUCUACCUCUUCUCUCAAACAAUUCCCAUCCAUCAUGAGACGUUUAUAUAGAUUAUUUGCACAUGCCUAUUUCCAUCAUAGAGAGAUUUAUGAUCAAAUCGAGGAACAAACUCAUCUAUGUGAAAGAUUUGUUACAUUUGCUUUAAAAUAUAGUUUAGUACCUCCUAGUUCUUUGAUCAUACCUUCACCGAAAUAA
Molecule: messenger RNA, 645 nt
Organism: Cavenderia fasciculata
Lineage: Eukaryota; Evosea; Eumycetozoa; Acytosteliales; Cavenderiaceae
Product: MOB1
Exons: 3
Coding region: 1-645 (214 amino acids)
Cellular component (GO): cytoplasm
Source: RefSeq, a predicted model, not a curated record